Molecule: messenger RNA, 2504 nt
Organism: Phycomyces blakesleeanus NRRL 1555(-)
Lineage: Eukaryota; Fungi; Mucoromycota; Mucoromycetes; Mucorales; Phycomycetaceae
Exons: 13
Coding region: 1-2256 (751 amino acids)
Biological process (GO): replication fork arrest; DNA repair; DNA replication checkpoint signaling
Cellular component (GO): replication fork protection complex
Molecular function (GO): DNA binding
Source: RefSeq, a predicted model, not a curated record
AUGGAAGACUCUCAACACAGUGAGGAGCAGCGAAGCACAGAUCUUCUCUUGUCAACCUGUACAGCAUUAGGUGGUCUUGAAGAAGUAGAGCUCCCAAAUGGGGAACUAAAAACAGUUUAUGCUGUGGGUGAUGAGGCACUUGCAUGUCUUAAGGAUCUUAAGAGAUUCAUUCGGGCGGAUUCUGGAAAUCCCCACAAAUUCGUACUUCACACUCUCGGCACCUUCAACGUGCUCGAAACAGAUAUAGUCCCAAUCAUUCUUACACAUGCCAAUCAAAAUACUGACAUUGCAGAACGUUACAUUCUGGCAUGCAUUGAACUGCUUGUUCCAAUGACAUGGCCGUUGGAUACUGCCGAUGAAGAAGAGGAGGAUUCUAGAGAUCCAAAUGAGCUCAAUUUGCUUAGAAAGUACAAAAAGGCACUUUUGGUACCUGGAAUUUUUGAUGCUAUAUUAUCAGUCAUAAUCAAACCCUUGCGAAUUCCCUUUAAUGAACGAUCCGUACGAGAUCAAACAGUCAUUCGACUGGUACUUUAUUUCCUGCGCAAUCUGACAGCUAUUCCAGACGCUAUUGCAUCGUAUGAUGCAUCAAGUGAGACAUGGACAAUGACUUCUAUGCAAGAAGAGCUUUUGAUAUGUUUCUGUGAAUCUAAAGUGAUUGAACUCUUGUUGACUAUCAGCUCAACAAGUAUUGCUUCAGAUUCUUCAGAGUGGAAUGUAAUUGUUCUGGAGAUACUGUUCAAUCUUCUUGAACAUGCUAGUCCAAACGAUGUAUUUAAAGAAGAUAGAGGGCGAAAGAAUGGGAGUGCAACUUCAGAACGGUUAGAAGAAAUACUUUGUAAAGAAAAGGACGCCAAUAGUAUCUACAGCCGAAAGAAGUCUUCUAGACAUAGUCGUUUUGGUAGUAGCUACACUCUCAAAGAUUGGGAGUCGCACAAACGCGUGUUUCACACUAAAGAAGCGGGAUAUGCUAAUCUAGGAGAGCUUAUUGAUGCGAAUAAAACGCACAGUCGGCGUGGAAAGAAACGAAAGGCAAUGAACGAGUUUGAUGGUUCACGAGCAACCUAUCGCAGUAAUCGUGCAUUGACCUAUCUCAAACAAACAGCGCAGUCUUUUUUAGAAUCUUGUUUCAAUGAGUUCUACACUUCGUUGAUCAAGGAUAUAGAACGGGAAAACAAAAAGGUUGUCGAGAAGGAUCACAAACGAUUCUUCUUUACAAUGCGUUGGUUCCUUGAAUAUCUUUGUCUUGAACAGGCUGUUUUUAAAGCACAAAAGGCUGAAAAGCCUCGACCUCCACCUGAUAGUACAUCUAUAUUUUUACCAAAUUCCUCAACAUCUAUCGCAAAAUUGAACGUGGGAGGAACGGAAGACGAACGGCCACAAUUUGACUUUAAUCUUAUAGCAUGUUCAAUGGAUCUUCACACAUUUUUACUUUGCUUGCGAAGAUUACGCAGAACAUUAGAUGACAAACUAUGGGUUGAUGUUCAAGUUACUGCGGAUUGUCUUCGACAGAUGAUGAUAUGUAUCAACAAUAUGUCAAAUGACUCAGUUCCUGAAUAUCGCGAAGUAGCAGAUUAUAUCCAAAGUAACAUCUACCACGAGCAAUCCUCUUUUGACCUCUUUGUUGAUCUUAUUAGACGUUACAAAGACCAAUCUUAUGCCUAUUUAGAAUCUGUUGUAAAACUCACUCAUGUUAUGCUCAAACUACUUGAACAAUUCUCAAAGAAGAAACAGGUGAUGUUUAUUAGGAAACCAAAAAAGUCAAACAAGUCAAACAAGUCAAACAAGCAGAAUAGCAACGAAAUCCAUGACGAAAAUGAUCCGAAUUUGGAGAGUGAUGUAGACGAGCGUGAGGAGGAGAGAGAUCGUGAGAUUGCUAGUAGAGAACAUAUUUUCAAGUUUGAUUCUUUUGAACUAAAAUAUGCCUCAUAUGAUGUUGUUAGUGUGUACUGUAUCCUUUUGGAACAGUACCAAACAAUGGAUCCACAAAUAGUACAGUGUAUUACCAGUCUUUUCCACAGAAUUAUGGUAAAAAUAAAAGCCGAGCACAUUUUCUUCAAGUUACCUGUACUCGACCUUUUCAACCGCAUUCUCCACGACGCCCCUGUCCUACCCAAAAACUCGGCAAAUCAACAGCUUUUCCAGUUUAUUCGUUACUGUGUACGACAAUUUGUUCAACGAGCCGAGGUUUAUUCUCCCCUGUUUACCGAAGUUGUUUUCAAAGGGAAACCUUACGGACAGCCUGGCAGGACAGCCUAGACAGCCUAAAAGUAUGCGAUAUCACCCAUAAUAAGGAGUUUAAGGGCUAUACAUAUUUUUUUGUGUCGGGGUCAGACUUUGCAGCAAUCUUACGGUAACCACGUUCCUGGUGGGGUACGAUAUUUCUAUCUAACCGGACUAAUCAAUUCUGGCUACAUGUCCGGAGACCGGCGGCUUUAUCUAAUCCUUUAGGGAAAAAUAGUGUGUCCUCAAAGAAAUACAAUAUAUUCAUUGUACGCAUUAGCUUU